AUGAUUGACGUGGACUGGAGGGGGCUCAUCCUCCCGGUCUCCUACCUGCUGGUGCUCGGCGGCACCUUUGUCACCUUCUCUACGGUGUACCGGAAACGGAAAGCAGCCCAAAGCGCGAACCUGAGCCCUUGGUUCCCGCCGCACCUUCAGCGCAACAUCUACCUCUCGCUCCUGCACAUGGAGCCGGCGGCCGGCGGGGCGGAGAAGAAGACGCCCAGGGUGCCGGACUCGGUGGUGCGGGCCGCGCUGCUCCGGCGAGCGGUCGAGGACAUCCGGCGCAUCAUCCAAAUCCGCACGGGCAAGCAGGCGUGCGGGAUGCUGCUGCAGCGCGGCAGCGUGGGUGACGACCUCUGGCAGCGGUUCCAGCGUGCGGAGCGUGAGAUGGAGGAGGAGCUGCGCGACGUCGUCAUGGAGGCCAACGCGCUGGUGCCCAACUGGGGCCAGAUCAUCUUCCAGACCGCCAACGCCAUUGCCGGCAACGCCCAGCUGCGCGACAAGCUCGACGCCAUCCAGAGCCAGGUGGGCGCCGAGAAGGCCUGGUGGGCUCGACGCAAGGCCAGCAUCACGGAGGAGCUGCUGAGCGAGGAGGACAAGGGAAAGGCAGCUACGACGGCAGCGGCGGCGCCGGCGAUACCCAAGACGACCGUCCCAGCUUCCAUAGCGUCCAGACCAACUACCUCCUCUUCGAGACCAUCCACGCCGGCCACAGGCAAGACCGACGACGACGGCGUGCUCGUGGAUGUCGGCACGCCCGGCAGCACGGCUUCGACGGGUGGCGGCAAGAAGAAGAAGGGCAAGAAAUAG
Messenger RNA from Grosmannia clavigera kw1407, 804 nucleotides. Its product is annotated as translocation protein. Gene Ontology annotation, biological process: post-translational protein targeting to membrane, translocation. Gene Ontology annotation, cellular component: Sec62/Sec63 complex. The transcript is spliced from 2 exons. The record is from RefSeq and is a predicted model, not a curated record. The coding region runs from base 1 to 804 and encodes 267 amino acids. NCBI's taxonomy places the organism in Eukaryota, Fungi, Ascomycota, Sordariomycetes, Ophiostomatales, Ophiostomataceae.